AUGGACCCCAAUCCAUUCCCUCCACCUGCAAGAGGAAGGAGAGGCAGAGGGGGAAACUACCCUUAUGCUAACAAUGACAGGAACAGGCAGGGGGCAAACUGGAGGAACCACCCAGGCCUGGAAGAGCCGGAGGAGCACAGGGAAGAAGUUCUGCCUAGACCAUAUAGGGCAGAACCACGAAUUAAUUAUGCCCAGCCAGAACAGGGACAAAACCUCCUCCCUGUUAAUGCUCUAAAUGACGUGGGGGCAUUGCAGAGGAUGAUCAGGGAAAUGAUGGAGCCUGAGGCCAGGAGGGGGGAAAGACCCACCUAUAGAAAGCCAUAUCCACCUUACAUUGAUCAGAUACCCUUGUCCCCAGGUUUUAAAGUACCAAACUUCACUUUAUUCAACGGAGAGGAUCCUCAUGCUUCAUCAGUCGAGCACACUUGGGAACAAAUGGAGAGCGUCUUCCAUGACUACUAUUACAGGAUUCAGCCAGAAGUCACCAUCAGUGACCUUGCCGCUCUCAAACAGAGUGAGGAUGAACCUGCCCAAGACUUUAUAAACAGGUUCAGGAAGCUCAAAAUGAAGUGCCGAAUCCCCAUGGAAGAAAGACACUUCAUCCAAAUGGCUCAGGCUGCCCUCAAAAUUUCUCUGAGAAAAAGAUUUGAUGGGUUGUUGUUUGGAGAUCUGGCAGAACUGGCAGAUAAAGCGGCCAAGUACGAGGAAUUGCUCAGAGAGGAACAGCAGAAGAGAAACUCUUCCAAAAGCACGUAUUAUAAAUCCCCUUCUUCCUCAAUACAUAUGAUUGAAGUGGAGUCAGAAGAAGAUGCGGAGGAUUCGAGAGGAGAGAGAGGGGGUUGCAGUUGCAUCCCAUCAGUUGUAAAACUCUUACAAAGCCUCCAAGGGAUCAGAAGCCGCCACCAUUCACAGGAGGAAAGCAAUAGAGACGCCUCACAGAAUGCCCAAACCAGAAGAACUCAAGGGCAGACAAGAUGCAGGCAUAUAACAGGAAGGCUAAAGCUAGCAAAAAAACCUCCAUCCGUCACCACAGAUCCUUUUCCCCCGCCACAAGUUAAUAUGGUCAACCUAAAUUGGCCAGAACGAAAGAAGGACAGACCAGCUAUAGAGGCUGGCUCCAGUAGAAGCAGAAUAGUUUCAAAAGAGACUAUGGAAAGACCAAAAGCAACCAUUUCAGCUGGAAUAGUGCUCUGCAGCAGGUGCAAGUGUGAGGCUGAGCUGGAAGUAGUCCUGGAAAAACAGGAGCUGCCCACUCCAAGUGUUUUUGACCGGAUUGGAACCACGCCCCAUGAUAGAGCCAGACAGAGAAACUACCCUAGGCCUGUCCAAUCCAGCAGAAGAAUGACUAAGCAGCCCAAGGAGGAAAUAUCAAUAAAAGUGCCCGGGAGUGGUAAACCUUUGGCGGCCAUCAUUGAAGGCAGGUGGUAUUCUGUCGGGAAGAAUGGCAGACCAACAAUGGAGCUAACAAGAACUCAAAGGAGGAGGGUUCAGAGACAGUACUGCACAUUCCUCAAUAACGAGAAAAACGCACAGGUGCUUCCAGAGGCCAAUUCUGCCAAAAAAGGGAAAGAGCCAGAAAUACUUCCCCAGACAGAACAAGCAAUCUCUCAACCACAGAAGUUGACAAAAGCAGAAUCCUCAGAGAAACCUUCUAUCCAUCCUGCCUCCACCUCAGAAGAUCUACUUAAAACUCCCCAACCAGAGGAAAAAACCGAUCCUAUUCCAGAAGAAGGACAAGAAGACUGGGCUGAGGGAUAUGAAGAGGAGCAGCUGGAUUAUGAACCAUCUGCAGAUGACCAGAAUGCGCCCCUCGGAACAGAAGAACUGGGAGAAUGGACGGAGGAAUACGAUGGAGAACAGAUGGAUUAUGACGGAGAGUUGGAUGCAGAAACUGAGGCCUUUGGUGCAGAAUUGGAGGACUUGUUAUGUGCUGACCUAGGCAUCAAUAUGGUGUUCAUUCUGCCAGAAAAGUUCUGGGCGGUAGAGGGACAGAAGAGCACUCUGGACGGAGACGUAUUUUCCCAAGAAAGUUUUGAAUGCAGGUUGGCAGAAGCGGAAGAAAUGCCAGAACAGCAAACAGGCAAUCCCAGGACAGAAGGAACCACCAACAAGCUGGCUACAGGUCAGCUUUGCUUCUCCAAACCAACCAAAGAAAUGGCAAACCACCUCAGACCCUUGUUUAUAACAGCAAACUUUGGGGGUGUUCCUAUCCCCAAAAUUAUGGUAGAUGGAGGUGCAGCCAUCAACCUUCUGCCUCACAGAAUGCUGAGCCAAAUGGGCAGAACAGAAAAGGAUUUAAUUCCAACCCGCCUGACCGUCACCAAUUUCGCAGGGGGCAUCACCAAAACCCUUGGGAUCCUGGAUGUGGAUGUUUUAGUAGGAAGCAAGAAGCUGAAGGUUGCAUUCUUUGUGGUAGAUACUACUUCUACCACUUACAAUGCACUGCUUGGCAGAGACUGGAUUCAUCAGAGUCUAUGUGUUCCUUCCACUCUUCAUCAACAGUUAGCUUUAUGGAAUGAAGAAGGCUACAUGGAGAUAAUAGAGGCCGAUCCACGGCCAUUCCUACCUUCUGCCAUGUGUUGUGAGGCAAGGUACUAUCAUGAUGACCUUGGUCCUUUCACCUUCUUUGGAGUCAACCAGAACGGCCGCCCCCAUGGUGUCACGGCCCAGAGGCUCAUUGAAGAAGGUCUAACCAAUUCUUUGGAGGAUUGGAACAGACCUUUUGUUCUAAACUUCCAAAACUCUGAUGUUUAG
Molecule: messenger RNA, 2754 nt
Organism: Prunus armeniaca (apricot)
Lineage: Eukaryota; Viridiplantae; Streptophyta; Magnoliopsida; Rosales; Rosaceae
Source: the annotation of a GenBank genome assembly